GUGGGUAGGUGUGAGGGGCACAGGUAGAGGCGAACAGGUGAGAAGGCAGAGCAGGAGAUACAAGGCAAGAGGGAGACAGAAAAGGGAGAGAACAGAAGGCACGGGAGAGGAGAGGAGGACAAAAGGGGAGAUAGGAGAGAGAAAGCGAGAGACGAGGGGGCCGGACAAAGGGCGAAGUGUCCCUGAGCAGAAGCGGAGAGGGGUAGACAGAUUGCGGUGUGAAGCGGGUCAUCGGGUACCUGGAAUUGAACAGAGAAUGGAGAUGCUCGGAGCUAGGCUGAACAGAGGAAACUCUGUCUUCAUGCGUUCGCCCAGCUCAGCCAGUCUGGUGAGCACGGGCCCUCAGCGGCGGUCCAGCACCGCCCGGAGUCUCCAGGGCGACCUGGGCAAGAACGUGCGGUUGAUCUCGCACGGUCCGGUGAACGGGCCCGCUUUCGGGCGGGUGGGGUUCCCGGUACCGACUUUCAACCAGCAGGAUGAACUGCAGGGGUUGAACAAGCGGCUCGCCUCCUAUAUGAGCAAGGUAAAGACCCUCGAGACCGCUAACAAGGAACUGGAGAACAAGAUUAAGGACGCGCUGGCCAAGAGAGGCAAGUCGACCCGCGACUGGCAGUCGUACGAGAAACCCGUGGUGGACAUCUGUAAGCAGGUUCAGGACACCAACAUGGACAAUGCUGGCCUGACCUUACAGCUGGACAAUUGCGAACUGGCGUCCGAUGACUUCAAAGUGAAGUGGCAGUCGGAGAUGGACUUGAGGCAGUCGGUAGAACAGGACCUCAAUGGUCUGAGAAAAAUUCUCGAAGAGACCAACGUCGGCCGUGGGCAGCUGGAGGUGCAGAUCGAGACCUUGAACGAGGAGCUCAGAUACCUCCGCAAGAACCAUCAGGAGGAGGUGGAUGAACUCAGACGGCAGAUUUCGAACUCCGACGUCUUGGUGGAGCUUGACAACUCUGAAGAGGAGGAUCUGGGACAAAUGAUUCACAAGAUCCGCGAGGAAUACCAGGUCCUUGCAGACCAGAACAAGAAGGAGGCAGAGGAAUGCUACAGGAAGAAGUUUGACUCUGCCUCCCUUGAGGUCUCAAAGAACAACGAGGCUUUGCAGGCAGCUAAGCUGAACGUCACUGACCUCCGGCGUCAGAUCAAAGCCCUGGAGGUGGAGCAGCGCACCCUCGGAGCCACGAUCCAGUCGCUGGAGGACACCCUGCAGGACACCGAGGAGCGAGUGGCCACUGAGCUCCAGAGCCUGGCCAACACCAUCGCCAGCCUAGAGCAGCAGUUGGCACAGCACCGCACAGACCUGAAGAACCGGGGCAUGGAGUACCAGGCCUUGCUCAACACCAAGAUGAGGCUACAGGCGGAGAUCGACACCUAUCGAAAGCUUCUGGAGGGAGAUGGGUUAAGUCAAUCAGACCACCCAAGAUCACCUCUAGGCACUGGAGAUCCAAAGAAAAGCGCUAAGAAAGUCAUCAUCAUUUCGCAGAAACUUGUGGAGGGGAAACUUGUUUCAGAGAAACAGGAAACAAAAGAAAUCCUGCAUUGAAAAUCCUUUCCAUCUGCGCUGAAUUCUGGGAGAACGUUCCAAAGGAUUUAGAGCUAAAACGCUUGGGGAAGGGUCUGUCUGCCUAUCUAUCGGCUGGGGUACAAGGGUCAGAGGUCGACUUGGGAAGUGGGUUUCAGUUAGGUAAAGGCGAAGAAGCAGAGUGUUCAAUGUUUAAAGUUCAAAGUAAAUUUAUUAUCAAACUACAUAUAUCUCACCACAUACAACCCUGAGAUUCACUUUCUUACAGGCCUUCACAGUAAAUACAAAGGUACACAACAGAAUCAAUGAAAGACCGCACAUGAAAAAAUGGAAAAACAGCCAUUGUGCAAAAGAAAACAAACUGAACAAAUACAAUAAGAAAAAAUAAUCAAUAAUAAGCAAUACAUAUUGAGAAUGGGAGAUAAAAAGUCCUUGAAAGUGAGUCCAUAAUUUCAGUGUUGGGGUGAGUGAGGUUGAGUGAAGUUAUCCCCUUUAGUUCAAGCGUCUGUUGGUUGCAGGUAAUAACCGUCGCUGAACUUGGUGUGGUUCCUGAGGCUCCUACUCUCUUCUCGCUGCUGCCAUAAGGGAGGCGAUACGGGGGGGGGGGGGGGAAUGUGGUUCUAUCCUCUUGUGUUCCCAGUGCUCCCUUUAGUACCCAGGGGCCUGAGCUGUUUCACAGCUCCACUGAUGGCCUAAUUCUGCACGUGGCUUUAUAGUCUUCUCAGCAUCACUAAACCCACUGUCAUUUUGUGUAGGCAGAGCACUUAAGGUGAGAGUUCAGCUGUCUGCAAUGCUCAGAUCUUAACCCCGUACUUGCUUUUGGCACGUCUAGUGUACAUUUCCAUGGGCUUCUUGAAAAUUUAGGCUUAAUUUUGUCCAAAGCAUUAACAUUCCUUGAUAUAAAUGUGAGGGAGGGUGAUGUGGGAAUCUGAUUUUGCCGUUGUAACUCUGCUUGCUUCUCUAA
Messenger RNA from Mobula hypostoma (lesser devil ray), 2483 nucleotides. Its product is annotated as keratin, type I cytoskeletal 18-like. Gene Ontology annotation, cellular component: cytoskeleton. NCBI's taxonomy places the organism in Eukaryota, Metazoa, Chordata, Chondrichthyes, Myliobatiformes, Myliobatidae. Bases 257 to 1540 code for a protein of 427 amino acids. The record is from RefSeq and is a predicted model, not a curated record. Gene Ontology annotation, molecular function: structural molecule activity. The transcript has 8 exons.